Molecule: messenger RNA, 3048 nt
Organism: Babesia bigemina
Lineage: Eukaryota; Apicomplexa; Aconoidasida; Piroplasmida; Babesiidae
Product: conserved membrane protein, putative
Exons: 4
Coding region: 1-3048 (1015 amino acids)
Molecular function (GO): metallopeptidase activity
Source: RefSeq, a predicted model, not a curated record
AUGGCGCCGUUUUUCGUUUACGCGUCUUUUCUCCUCGGCGCGCUCGUUCGGUCGAGCUUGGCGUUUAGGGUGAAGCACGCCAGCGAACUGCUAGGUGCCGGACAAAAGAUGCAAACACCUGCUUCGCCUUCUUUCUCCCAGAUGGGAGUGUUCCUGGAGCCCAAGCUGAUACCCGACCUAGAUGGGAACAUGGUGGUAUCCUUCCUCCACACCAGUCCCACCUCUUCUGCUGAGGCCUACGACAGCGUCUCGCUGCCGCGGAACUCUAAGAAGUACGACGUUGGAGGAAUUGUACAAGGCGUAGUCAAGGGAGACCCCGUCACGGUCAUCCUGGGUACCACGACCGGCGCACGCUUCGACAUCCUCUACGAAGCCACGGUCUCGGCAGAGCAGCCCGAGUUCAGGUUCCAGGUGCCACACGGAAAGUUCUACCUCAAAGUAGAAGGGUCCGGCUACAGGUUGCCUGGUGUUACGACGGUAGAGAGGCCCUGCAAGGGGCAACUCUGCCCCUUCAGCAACGCCGACUCGAAACUGGACAUCGAGCGGCUGCGCGGCAAGCCAGGAGUGUACAAGUACACGUGGACGCUGCAGAACGCAGCGCAGUACGGCGUGGAAAGCCUCACCCAAAUAGACCACAAUGAGGCGUCGGUGUACAACGCGGAAAAACCAGGAAUAGAGUCAAACAUCGACUACAGUGACGCCGCUGCCAAACUCAAGCUUAACUACGGUAUUGAACUUCACGGAUCGUGGGGAAGCGAGUAUGCCAACAGGCUUUUGGGAAUUGUAGAUGGUUGGGAGUUCUACAAACAGUUGUACAACAGUAACCAGAGGGUCCAGAAGUGGGUUCUCACCGACGAGCCGUUGUACCCCCAGGACGUAUCCAUCACCAACUUUGCAAAGACGUCCCAUGACAGCCCUCUGCACGGUGCGCCUAUGGAUCUCCCUAGGGAAGAAAACUCAAAGUACACGCAGAUUGUGACCCUCUCCAAGCUCGCCUUCACCUACGCCGUUAGACGAACGGUAGACGGGGAUAACCGGAGACGCACCUACUUCUCCAGGAGGCUGCACAAGGCUGUGAUCCGCGCGCUGUGCCUGCACAAUCCGGACAUCAUGCGAGCACUCUUCUACCACAUGCACGAUAUAAAUCUUAUUGAACCACAAUACAUCCACCCGCGGAUGAUCAACGGAAGACCUCUCACGAAGUUCCCCUACACCGACUAUCAGUCAUGGUUCAAGCACCCGGAGGAGCUCGUCGAAAUUGCGACGACCUGGAGUGAGUACCCGCCCGGAUUUCAAAAGAUCAAGGGGCUUAAGUACUUGCUGCGCAGGCAGGAUGGCACAGUGAACCCAGAUGAACCCACCGCGCCCGCGGUUGCGUACCCAAGGGGACCGGAUACAGACUCGUACAUCGAGUUCAUGGAAUCUGGUUUCCACAACUACCCGGAUAUCCCCAGCCUUAUCAUCCACGAGUUGGGCCACUUCGUACACUCCAACGUAGUGCCGGCAGACCUGUUCGCGAAAUGGCAGGAAAUUGGUGGGUGGUUCAAGGACCCUAACGACCCCGACGGAUGGUCAACCAGGCAGCAGACGGAGUUCGUGAAUGCAUACGGGCACAAGAAAAACCCGUCUGAGGAUUUCGCCACCUGCAUUGCCGACUACGUCCUCAAUCCUAACAAGAUUAAAAGCAGGGCUCCGCGCAAGUUCGAAUUUAUGCGCAAUAACGUCAUGAACGGCUCUCACUACGUGACCAAGGCGUCCCACGAGUUCACAGUGCUCAACCUUGGCAACCCAGACUACAUGUACCCUGGAAGGAUAAUCCGUAUCGAUGUCAAGGUCGUCGGAAAGGUCAACGACGACAAGCGUGCGGAAUUCAGGUUCCAGUUGGCCAAUAACGGAGAAAAAUCUUGUGCCACCAAUGGAAUGUUCAGGCUGACGUCCAGCGCAAAGACUUUCGUCGAUGUACCCAUGGUGGCGGACGGAGCACGCUGCAGCCACGUCCUCAAGGGGCGCAUCACCAUCAACAAGACGCAGAAACGUGGAGUAUGGACCACUGAUCAGAUCAUUGUAGCAGACGAGAACCGCCUCGAACGAUACGUCGGUGCCGCCGAUUUCGGCCUGAGGGUGUGGGUAGACAACGGUGCUGAGGACUUCCAGCCGCCAAGAGCCUUGAUUCCAACGAUUGCUCUCAGCUUAGUGGAAGGAAGAGAAAACGCCAUCAUGAGAGCAACAUGGAUGGUCGCGGACGACGGGAUUUUGCGGGAGAAAGCCAGCGCAUACGCAGCUAUCUCCAACGAAAAAUUCGGGCAACACAGUUUAUCCAGUUUUAACCAAGGACUGGACCUGACGACCGGCGCAAAAGAUGACUGGCGCACGGAUAGGUGGGUUGGCAGCAGGAAGGUACCGUCCCAGAUGUGUGCCGCGGAAUAUGUGCGAAAACGCGAAACUAGCCCUGCACCUUACUUCAACCAAUACGCAUUCGAAGGAGAGGACCGUUUUGAUGGCUUAAGUCAGCGUGAGAUCGCGCCGGGGCUCUUCAACUGUUUCGAGGUGUCGGUCAACGUCCCGUUGAGCCCAGCCGCACGAUCUGGCGACUACCACCUGAGCAGCAUUAUCUCCUUCGAUUCGGCGGGUAACUCCCAGAUGCUUCAGUGGCCGAAAUCUCAAGGACCAUAUGUAACAUACCGAAACCGUCUAACCCAGGAAGACAACAGCAAACCCGAAGUACGCAACAUCUGCGUCGACAGCGAACCCACCAACAAACAUACCCCCAACGGAGAGACUAAGGUGGAUAUCUUUUUCGAAAUAAGGGACGUCCACAGUGGAAUUGCAGGGUUGAAGGCGUCGUUAAGGGACCCAUUCGGGGCAGGGUACACCGUCUACCCCAAGUUCGAGGAUCAAAAGGACUGGCAGAAAAUUCACUAUCAAUACAUGCUCCCCCGCGGAUCUAUCCCUGGUGUUUGGCAUUUGUCAGAAAUCUCUGUCCAGGACCAUGCUGGGAAUGAGCUGAGGGCUGAAUUGCACGAACGUGUGAUUGUCGUGACUAAGUGA